Meira miltonrushii is the source of this 1659-nucleotide messenger RNA. RefSeq lists its product as uncharacterized. The transcript has a single exon. NCBI's taxonomy places the organism in Eukaryota, Fungi, Basidiomycota, Exobasidiomycetes, Exobasidiales, Brachybasidiaceae. The record is from RefSeq and is a predicted model, not a curated record. Gene Ontology annotation, biological process: box H/ACA snoRNP assembly. Bases 25 to 1320 code for a protein of 431 amino acids. Gene Ontology annotation, cellular component: nucleoplasm; cytoplasm.
CUGUCGGCUACCGACAAAAACAACAUGGUCCUCACACCUCCUUUUCGGAUGCGGCAAACAGAGAAUAGUGUCCUUUUAGAAGUGGACAUUCCAAGAUCCGAAGAUGAUAGCUCGCUGAGAGUAGUCGUGGAUAAUGACAAUAUAUUUGGACUGGCUGGAGCAAAUGCGUACUUGCCUUUGGUCUUCCCGGAAGGAGUACUAUCUAAUGGAUCUGCUAAGUGGACUGGACAAUCACACUUAGAUGAAGCAGGUGCCGCUUUGUCUUUGUGCAGAUCAAAUGAACACAGUAUCCUGGUAAGCAUACGCAAGGUUCAACCUGGCAAGCAGAUUGAUGGGUUGGAUACAUUGAAGCCCAGCGUGUUUGCUGUACCUACCAGUGGAGACGCAGAACAAGAUGAAGAAGAACGUUUGGCAGGAUUGGAGAUGUUACAAAGGGGAAUGGAAGCUGUUCAAAAGCAAGAAGCAGAAGACGAAAGCAGUGGUGGAAGAGGAUCGAUCAUCGAACAGCCAUUACUAUUCACACCCAAAGUUGGCACGGAUAUCAAGACGAGACUGCAUGAAUGCAUUGGAGAGCUGCCCCCUCUCCAACAACGUCGAGAGCAAGCUGAAAAAGCCGAGGAAGAGAAGUGGGAUGAAGGAAUGUACUUGGACAGCUUUGUGGAUGAAGAAGGUGAGAUUAAGCAUUUGUUGAAUGCAAGUUUGAGCGUCGGCACCACAAAAGCACAAGCCAGUGGAAGAAAUUCUAGCCUUACCGAUGUGAACGAGGAACGGAGGAGAGAUGCACACCUUCUACUUCUGGAAUUGUUGCUUGCAUUUGCCUAUGAUCGUCGUACAACAUUAGGCGACCCUACCGUCGAAUCAGGAUGGACGAUCGCCGUUCUUUGUCGUUCUUUGGUCGCUUCUUGUACGCCAACAUCCAUUCAAGCGGAUAAUGUGAUCAGUAUCUUGAGAUCUUCAAUCAGAAGGCAAUUAUGCUUUACGCUCUAUCGACAUUGGCAGCUCAGCCUACGAAUUGCCGCUGAUGUGAGCACUCUUUUACGUGAGAAAGAUGCUGCUUUUACGGCUGUACAACAGAUUCAAACUCGAUUCGAAGAAGGUGAUGAUGAUGCAUUGGCAAUCUAUGAUCAAUGCGUCAUCAAGCCAUUAGCAUAUUGGUUCGAUGCACUAUUCUCAACUCAAACAUUAUCUUCUCUAGCAGAUGAACUUGAACAUGCAAUUUCCACCAUCACAAAAGAAUACGUUGGGCCUACGUGGGACAUAGAACUACUAGAAGAAUCUGCUCGUGAAGCAAUAGCACAAGGAGAAGGAGGCUUUGUUUAGAUGUUGUUUCGGCCAUUAUCAUCACCAUCAUGUAAAAUACUGUAUUUGUACCUCACCAUCAGCAAUGCAUUUUGACCAGGUCACGUGGUAUGUUUCCCUAUCGCAAAUCUUCCUUUAUUGACCAAAAAUUUUGAGGAGUUACAGGGCGUGUGUCAAUGUACAGACAGACGCCUUGGAAUGCUUGCAGUGCAUCGAAAUUAUUCAGUGGUGCAUGAAUGAAUUGGUGGUGGAGCAAUUCUAGGCGCAAAUAGUACGCACGCGUGAUUGAAGAUUUAUGUCUAAAGAAAGGGUGGCUAAAUUGAGUCACUAUCAAAACCUCUUACUGAACAACCAUCUCCA